AAGGACAAGAAGACAAGGAUAGAAGAGAAAAGAAAAAAAGAAACAAAGAAAGAUGGCUCGCCGAUCCCAGGGUACCAAACUCCAUUUAGCAGUUCUGUGUCUAGUUGUCUCCUGCCAUGCCAUUGGCCUCAGUGACCUAAUGGAGAGAGCUUCACAGCGAUCAGACAAGCUUCACUCACUCAGCACUUCCCUCACCAAGGACCUGGACUCUCACUUCCCACCCAUGGGACGAGUGAUGAUGCCACGCCCCUCUAUGUGUCACACCUCCUCACUACAGACACCCAAGGACAAGGAGCAAGCACUCAGAGUAUCGGAGAAUGAGCUGAUCUCCCUGGCUCGCUCCCUCCUCCUGGCCUGGAACGAUCCCCUGCUGCUGCUCUCCUCCGAGGCGCCCACUCUGCCGCACCCCUCCAACGGCGACAUCAGCAGUAAGAUCAGGGAACUGCAGGACUACUCCAAGAGCCUGGGAGACGGACUAGACAUACUAGUCAACAAGAUGGGCCCGUCCUCCCAGUACAUUUCUUCAAUCCCCUUCAAGGGUGGAGACCUCGGCAAUGACAAGACCUCCCGCCUCAUCAACUUCCACUUCCUCAUGUCCUGCUUCCGCAGGGACUCCCACAAAAUCGACAGUUUCCUCAAGGUCCUUCGAUGCCGGGCUACCAAAAUGCGACCUGAAACAUGUUAGGAGAAAAUGGCAGCCAUUUUGGUUGUGGAUUGUUCUAUUUUCAAACUGAUACAGACAGAGCCAAAAUGGGGUAGCCGUUUGAAGGAUAAUUCAGGGGAUUGGUUUGUUAAAUUAGAUUUUGUGACAUGAAUAAUCCUCUCUGUCAUCUAGAUUACCUUUGGACUAUUCAUAGACUAUACAUUAUAUUCAACACCUGUCAUCUGAACCACAUUUUACCAGUGUAAUAUACAAUUCAAGAGGUUUUAUUAUUGUUUAUGUUCUGUAAUGUAUUUCAUCAACAAUAUUCAACCUAAUAUUGGCACUUAUAAUCAUUGAAUAAUCAUCUUCAAUUAUUUAUAUAGAUAACAAAAGCAUCCCUCCAAGUCAUUCUUAGUAGAUACAGAGGGCUAUGUAGAUAGUUGACCAAUGACCAUCAUGAUAACAUUUGCACUUUAGAAUACGAUUUCUCAAGUCACUUAUAGAACUUCCCUUAUACUAUACACAAUGUACUGUUUCACAAAAUACCAAUAAAAUCUUAAUUGCAUU
Molecule: messenger RNA, 1210 nt
Organism: Coregonus clupeaformis (lake whitefish)
Lineage: Eukaryota; Metazoa; Chordata; Actinopteri; Salmoniformes; Salmonidae
Product: prolactin
Exons: 5
Coding region: 53-685 (210 amino acids)
Biological process (GO): response to nutrient levels; positive regulation of cell population proliferation; positive regulation of receptor signaling pathway via JAK-STAT
Cellular component (GO): extracellular region
Molecular function (GO): hormone activity
Source: RefSeq, a predicted model, not a curated record